GCGCGCGUGUCCCUGCGCCCUCCCCUCCUCGCCCGUGCGCCUCCCUCACUGCAUCCGACAGCGUCCCUCCCUCUUUCUCUCCUCCUCCUCCUCCUUGUCCUUCUCUCAUUAGGCUUCUCCACCGGCAGAACACCGACAAGCUCCAGGCCCCCCCUCCCCCCGCCCCCCCACCGCCCGCCCGCCCGGUCGGUCCCCCUCCCGUGACCGGAGAACAAACGCGGAGCAGCCGAGAGAGCAGGAUUCACCUGCGCACCCCAUCUAUGGUCCUCCCCUGGAUGUCCGCCUGCCAGGAAGGAUUGGUGUUACUCUACUGACAAGAGAGUGAGGCCACGAGUCCGGAGGUGACGAGAGCGAGAUAGGAGGCCUCCCAACAGCAGGGGGCAGCAGCAAGCAUGCAGGACUCAGCCUCGGACGGCAAGAUGGCCAAACAGGAACACAACUCCAAGCAUCUUGAUGAACCCAGAGAAACCGACGACAUGUCAGAGAAGACGUCUCCAAACAAGAACCUCAAGUCUCCCCAGAAAGGCUCCAAACGACUGAAAACUGCCCCCUUCAAAAUGACCCUGCUGGACUCCUCCGAGUUUGAAGGCGAAAUUGAGAAACACUCCAAAGGACAGACCCUGAUGGACAUGGUGUGUGAGCACCUCAACUUGCUGGAGAAGGACUACUUUGCCCUGACCUUUGCCGACGCGGACACCCAGAAGAACUGGUUGGACCCCUCCAAGGAGAUCAAGAAGCAGAUGCGCAACUCUCCAUGGCACUUUGCCUUUUCUGUCAAGUUCUACCCUCCAGACCCCUCGCAGCUCACCGAGGACAUCACCAGGUACUACCUGUGUCUGCAGCUGAGGGAUGACAUGCUGUCCGGGCGGCUGCCGUGCUCGUUCGUCACUCACGCCCUCCUGGGCUCCUACAGCGUCCAGGCCGAGCUGGGCGACUACGACCAGGACGACCACGGCGCCGACUACGUCAGCGAUUUCCGCUUCGCCCCCAAUCAGACUCGCGAGCUGGAGGAGCGGGUGAUGGAGCUCCACCGAAACUACAAGGGGAUGACUCCAGCAGAGGCUGAAAUUAACUUCCUGGAGAACGCAAAGAAACUGUCCAUGUACGGAGUGGACCUCCAUCAUGCUAAGGACUCUGAAGGGAUUGACAUCAUGCUGGGUGUCUGUGCCAACGGCCUGCUGAUCUACCGCGACAGACUGAGGAUCAACCGGUUUGCCUGGCCAAAGAUCCUUAAGAUCUCCUAUAAGAGGAGCAACUUCUACAUCAAGAUACGGCCCGGAGAGUAUGAGCAGUUUGAAAGCACAAUCGGUUUUAAGCUUCCAAACCACAGAGCUGCCAAGAGGCUGUGGAAGGUCUGCAUCGAGCAUCACACCUUCUUCAGGCUGGUGUCUCCAGAGCCUCCUCCCAAAGGGUUCUUGGUGAUGGGAUCAAAGUUUCGAUACAGCGGAAGGACGCAAGCUCAAACCAGACAGGCCAGCGCUCUUAUAGACCGGCCCGCUCCGCACUUUGAGCGUUCCACCAGCAAGAGGUACCUGCUCUCCAGGAGCUUGGACGGAGCAGAGUUCACGCGGCCGGUUUCAGGCACGUGCGAGAACCACGACGGCCUGUCCCACCGGAGCGCCGGUGAACAGCGGCGCCUCCACAGCUUCUCCGUGGACGAGCAGGAGACCGAGCUGGAGCCCAGUUUGGAGCUGGACGAGGAGGACAGGGACCAGGAGCGGGGCGAGGACACGGGACAAGACUACGACGGCGACGUCACUCCAAGCAGAAAGAAGGAGAUCAUGGAGGAGGCUGGCUCACCAGUCGACAGUAAACAGGAGUCGGACCAGGAGGCCACUCCUCGGCACAAACGGGAGUUCCUGGACAAGUCGAAGGACGUCAUGCUGAAGCACCAGGCCAGCAUCAACGAGCUGAAGAGAACCCUCAGGGAGCCCAGCAGCAAGCUGUCGAACCGCGAGAAGCGUCUGUCCUCCGCCUCCCCGAAUGGCACGCCGGAGAAGAAGGCUUCGGCGCUUCAGGACCCUGUUAACAAUCUGUCUGUUGAGGGGUUUGUCCAGAAGACAAUGGCGGCUUCGCCUGAGGGCUCUGAGGAGUGGGUAUUGAUUGAAAAACAAGAAACGUAUCAGCAGGACCAUGACUGGAGGACAGAAGACAAGAACCUCUUGGUAGCAUGUGAAUCGUCAUGGGAGAAAAGGGAGCUGGAGAGAGAGAUAGACAUAGCCAAGAUGAUACACAAAGAUGUAACAGGGUAUGACAGAAAAGAAAUGAAAAGCCAUAACGAUGAUUUUACAUCAAUAGAUUCGCCCAGAGAGGCAGGCGAGUACUCUGAGCCACGGGCGGCUAACAGAAGUCGUUUCGUGAUUCAAUUGACAAAGAAUUCAGAUUCCUUUCAAGACAAAUCUCAAAGCAAACCAUCUCACGCCUCGACCCCCGAGGCAAACGUUGAUGCGCCCGCCGCCUCCCGGCAGGUGAAGGACCGCGCGGCUUCCAAACCACGCAAAAAGAGGAGACCCCAGAGCUUAAACCUGGGGAGGCCUGCCGACCUCAUCUACGCAAAAGGAAGCGGCGAUUCCACUGAAGAGAACGAGGGUUCAGAGUCCGACAAAAGCCCGGAAGAAAACUCAAAAAUUCCAUGUGAUUCAUCAUCUUCAGAGAAGGUGAAAGAUGAUGAGCGUUUAAGAAAGGAUCAUUCGAUCAAGGUCUUUAAAGAAGAGGAUACGUCGAUAGGUGAGAGCAGGGUGGUCACCACUCUAGAAACAGAGCGGGCGAAGAGAACAGCGAGCCAGGUUGAGCCCGCCGAUGUGGAUUCAGACUCAGUGAACGGACUCGUCAAGAUAGAACGCGAUAGUUCGUCUGUGGCCGUCAAGGUGGACAGUGCGAAGAAGGUGCAAGGACGGGGCCUCAUCGACAACAGAGAGCUAGCCGAGGUUAAGCUGCGACAGGUGCGGACGCACGAGAGGAAGGUCAGCGGUUCCGGGGGGGAGGACGCGGAGGGUUUCACGGGGGGACAGAGGACACUCGUCCACCGUCUCACCGGCAGCAGCUGCCAGUCGGAGAUCUCCAGGAUCGUCCCUCUCAAGCCAGAGCGGUCCAAAAGCGUAGCGAGUAAGGACGAAAGGGACGGCCCGGGACAGGACGAGCUCGCGUGGGCCCACCGGAGAGACUACCGCUGGUCGGUGGGCUCUCCAGAGGGAUCCUCGGACCUCUCCUGGGCAGAGGCCGGUGCCGCCGGCCCCCGUCCGGCGUUUGCGGAAGAUCUGGAGGGUCUCGCCAAAACGGAUCGUCCCGAUGGUGGUCACCAGUCCGCGAGAAGACCCGCCGAGGGUCAGUCGUUCGGGUCUAAGGUCUUGCCGCUUUCCAAAACGGCUCCUCCGGCCCCGCCUGUGAAAACACAGAAGGCCCGGGAGUCUGGGCUGAUGCUGCGGAACAGCCGAAAUGCCAACAGGGAGCCAAGCCGGGACGCGGCGGCCAAGAAGAGACACUCGGAGCCGCUCUCCACUCCCGCCAUUUAUGAAGCGCCGUUUGCUGAUUUCAAGAAGGAGCUCGGGGACAGGAGGCCUCAGCCUCGCCUCGCCUCCGAGGAGGAGGAGGAGGAGGAGGAGCAGGAGCGCGACACUCUGGCCUGCAUGAGAGAAACCCAGCUGGGCAUCGAGCGCAAGUGCUCCAGCAUGACGGUCAGCUCCACGUCCAGCCUGGAGGCCGAGGUCGACUUCACCGUGGUCAUGGACCUCCACUCCGGCUCCGAGGACUUCUCCAGGUGCAUGUCGGAGAUGGGAGGGAGGGAGCGACAGCCCGAGGUGGGCCGGGAGGACUUUGAGGAGACCUCCCGGUUCUACUCUGCCCGUCUGAUGGGCUCCCGGGACAAGUUUCCCAUGGAGGAGAAGCUUGCCGAGGAAGGAGCGCACCAUGAGCCUCCCGUGGCAAAGAAGGAAGCCAGCGCUGUGAGCAUGGCCCACAUGCUGAAGAGGGCCGACUCCAAGGCGGAGACGCAUACGAAUGGGUCGGAGGUCAAGCCCGCCGGCGCCAAUGUCUCCUCUCAGAACUUCAGAGUUGUCGGCCCACGUGAAGCUCCGGCUGUCCUUAAAGAAAACGGCUCCCCUGUAAAGGCCGGAUCCCAGGGGAGGGAGUCUGUCGUGUCCCCGCUGACCAUCACCGCUGACAGCGUCACCUCAGCAACCACAACUCAAGUUACCAAGACGGUGAAAGGAGGCUUCUCAGAGACCAGAAUCGAGAAGAGGAUCAUAAUCACAGGAGACGAGGACGUGGACCAACAUCAGGCGCUCGCCAUGGCGAUCCAAGAGGCCAAACAGCAGCACCCCGACAUGCUGGUGACAAAAGCCGUGGUCAUCAGGGAAAGCGAGUCUCCGACGGAGGAGCUGCAGCAGCAGGCAGAGUCCUGAUUGGCCGUGGUGGCUGCUGAGACGAGGGAGGGGGGCGGGAGAGCAUCCAACAGACGAGCGCCUUCCGGUCUGACCCUCCCCUCCCGCAGUACGCCCCCCCCCCCCCCAAGACUCUCUGUGAAAACACUGGAACAAGAACGGACUCACUUCCAUGAAGCAGUAGACCUCCACAACCAGCUCUGACUCUCGCCCCCCUCCUCCCACACACACACACACACACACACACACACACAUCUGUCCUGGGCCCAUUGGGUCAGGUGGUCUGAAUCCCUCCCCGUAAGGGUCCUGGAUGAACAAGGUAUAAGAGUGGGGUGGGG
Molecule: messenger RNA, 4717 nt
Organism: Gasterosteus aculeatus aculeatus (three-spined stickleback)
Lineage: Eukaryota; Metazoa; Chordata; Actinopteri; Perciformes; Gasterosteidae
Product: band 4.1-like protein 1
Biological process (GO): actomyosin structure organization; cortical actin cytoskeleton organization
Cellular component (GO): cytoskeleton; plasma membrane
Molecular function (GO): actin binding; structural molecule activity
Source: RefSeq, a predicted model, not a curated record